Messenger RNA from Cylicostephanus goldi, 996 nucleotides. Lineage: Eukaryota; Metazoa; Nematoda; Chromadorea; Rhabditida; Strongylidae. The record is from the annotation of a GenBank genome assembly.
AUGUGUGUUGUUAGUGAGAUAUUAAACAAAUCAAAUGUAUUUUGGGUAAUACAUCUAAAAUGUGGUAUCAAGUACAGUGCUGACGCUCCAGACCAUCUCUUCAACAACUUGAAGGAAGCUUUCGACAACGAGGCGCUAAUAGUCGCUGCAAUUGCGGCGAAUACCAAGGAUGAAAUUGAGCAAACGUUAUCUUGCGGCUUAGUCAAGGGACAUGCAUAUGCUGUGACUGCUGUCAAAUAUGUGGAGCUGGAUGCAAAUUCAAUCAGAAUGAUCCGCCUGCAAAAUCCUUGGGGUGAAAAAGAAUGGAACGGCCCUUGGAGCGACGAUAGCAAAGAAUGGGAGCAAGUAAGUCAAUCCACUUGCUUGAUGUCGAAGUGUUCUAAACGAAGUGGUUCAGGUGACAGUCUCUCAACAGAUUUCCCUUGGAUGCCUUGGUAUUCUUUUGUACAAUAUUUUACCGAUAUUUCCAUAUGUCAGCUGUUCAACACACGGAUAGUCUCAACAUCGCGGAGAUACCAUGAAGCCAUAUAUUAUGGUGAAUGGACCACUAAUGGCGUAAAGCGUGGUGCUCCAGAUUACCUUGCGGGUGGCUGCUUCAAUUUUCCUACGUUCUGCAAUAAUCCACAGGUUUGCCCUAUUAUGUUUGCACUAACGCAGCGAGAACCCAAUGAGGGCUCGAAACGUAGAGAUCCAUAUGUAACCAUCGGAAUACACGUGAUGAAGGUGGAAAAUAAUCGUUCACAUCGAAUACAUCAAGCAAUGACUCCAUUUGGUAUAUCCGAUUAUGCUGGUGCCCGUUCGGUUUUCCUGCAUCUACGGGUUGUUCCUGCCGGUAGAUAUAUUGCCGUACCUACAACGUUUGCUCCGAAGGAACAAACGACAUUUAUGCUUCGAAUCUACUCAGAUCGUAAAAUUGAGACGCGAGAAUUGACUGAGGUACGACAUUCGGGCAGCGUCCCGGUAACCCUCAAGCUUAGCGGUUAUCUGAGCUUAGCC